Messenger RNA from Hyposmocoma kahamanoa, 1127 nucleotides. Its product is annotated as lysozyme-like. NCBI's taxonomy places the organism in Eukaryota, Metazoa, Arthropoda, Insecta, Lepidoptera, Cosmopterigidae. The transcript has 5 exons. Gene Ontology annotation, molecular function: lysozyme activity. The record is from RefSeq and is a predicted model, not a curated record. The coding region runs from base 113 to 592 and encodes 159 amino acids.
AGUCUUAGCGACCUUCUAAAAAUUAGUAAUGUAAAGGAGCUGUGACCAAUGUUGUUUAUGUUAUUUAAAAGUUCUUUCGUCUAAAUUGCGUCAUAAGUUUAAAGCAAACGCCAUGAUGGGUACGCGGCUGCAACUCGUCUUUCCAGUUUGCCUUAUUGCAGUUCUUGUAUUUUUAAUGACCGGGUCUACAGGUGUCUUCAUUUCGAACCUGUCAGCAGCGUGUUACCGCUGUCUGUGUCACGUAUCCACACAAUGUGACACUUCAAAUGAAUGCUCUGGAGGCUACUGCGGGCCUUAUAACAUAUCCAGAGUGUAUUGGAUAGAUGCUGGCAAAGUUGUCCUGCCUGAAGACGAUCCGGAAAGGAAUCAUGCAUGGCAAGACUGCGCUAGAAGUUACCAUUGCGCCAUGAAAAUCAUCGAGGGCUACCUUCAAAAAUUUGGAAAGGACUGCAACAGCGACGGUGUAACGGAUUGCUACGAUUACAUGAUGGUGAACGGGAAUGGAGGUUACGGGUGUACUCAACCGCUCAACCGAACUGCGAACGGGCGGAGGUGGCUGCAGCGUUAUGAACAGUGCCGACAUUCUCUAUAAUAGAUUUGAUAACUUAUGAAUGAAUGUCAGAAUAGAUGGAAAAUUGUCUUAUGUAUUAAGUAGGUGGUUACUUGACAAAGCAUGACAAGUAAACGGGUUGGUUUGAAGGACGCAAUUGUAACAGCGCAUCAACACUGCAUUCGUAAUAACCCCGCUGACAAUAUCGUAAAAUACACGUUUAUGAAGGCUGACGCUGUGCCGAAGGUGUGAUCCUACCUUAACUCAGUUGAUGAUCAUAAUUAAAAGAUAGCUUCAACGGUUUUGUUUUGUUCUUAAUGUUGUUUAUUAUUACAAGUAAAAAACAUAACACCUCUCCAAGCAAAUCGUUGAAUUUCGCUACCCAAUAGCUAUAAAUGAAGAGUUGAGAAUAUAAUCUUUGCUUAUCUGUAAUAAACUUGUUAAAACAUAAACACGAUUACAUAGAGUCCAAAGCAGGAAUGAGUGAAUGAAUGAAAUAUUCUUUAUUGGCACAUUAAAAAAUAAUAGUAGAUUGUACAACAAGUGCAUAAAACGCGUCAUUUUGCCCGAGACGAGU